Messenger RNA from Serpula lacrymans var. lacrymans S7.9, 2363 nucleotides. RefSeq lists its product as uncharacterized. Lineage: Eukaryota; Fungi; Basidiomycota; Agaricomycetes; Boletales; Serpulaceae. The transcript is spliced from 7 exons. The coding region runs from base 1 to 1794 and encodes 597 amino acids. The record is from RefSeq and is a predicted model, not a curated record.
AUGACCAUUUACUCCAGUUAUCGAAUUAUUACUGCGCAGUAUAACCUUGAGGAAACCAUCAAUAUAUGCCCACAAACAAGAACAUUUACAAACCAUACAAACUUCAUUAUUCCUCCAUCGAUCACUCCUAGGCCAGUAAAGCAUUAUAACUGCUUUUCUCGACUAUGUCUUCAGGCUAAAUUAGCCAGCACUGUACUGUUGUUGGAAGAAGGACUCGGAUGGGUUCACGUCGAGGUCACGGGUAGAGCGUACCCAUAUGGUAUUGAUUCCCAGGAUAACCAAGUGAACAUGUCUGAGUACGACAGUCUUCGUGUUCAGGACACCCUGCCCGUAGCGCCUCCGCACGCGAUACAUGCAGACGACUCGUCUUCUUCUCCGUCUCCUUCAGCCAGCGACGUAGACUCGGACCACAUCCCACUCGACUUGCCACCCAUUGUCAUAGAACAAGGCAGCGAUAACGACAACGACAACUCGAUCAUUCUUGACGGUUCUAGAAUUUCUCCAGUUCUACCAGACGACAAAGAUAUAUACAAAUGGGCUGUCAUGUACGAAAACCAGCGAGGAUUGACGGUCUUCUCCACGCCAUACUACUCCCCCUACUCACUCUUUUUCUUUGACCCCCUCCCAUUUACAGUCCCGUCCUCCUCUUCCCACCGCGCGGAUCAACCAAACGUAUCCCUACGGAACUACCCCCUCCCAGACGGCACCUGGCGCUGGGUCUCAAAUGCGUGGAUGAUCGACAUGCGCACCGACUCAGGCGAGGUACAACACGACGGAUUCGAAUACAACUGGAUGUUCCGUCCGCACAGCUGGCGCGCCGAGGUGGGGAGCUUGAGCACUGGCGCGUGGGUGCGACGCAGGCGGUGGGUCAGACUCAUGAUGCGUCCGGCUCGAAAUUUCAAGAAAAGCGAUAUAAAGCGCAAGAAUGAGGACAACUAUAUUGAUUGCGACUACGAUAACGAAGAAGGACGCGAGAAGUCGAGAUCGGUGCUUGACCAAUUUCUCGGGGAGCCUAAUCGCGUUUGGAAAGGCGAUGAGAAGGAUUGGGCACGGUGCCAUACUUUACUAAGGCGCUUGGGAACAGAUGGAGUUAAGCUCGAGUUGUGGAGAGCGUGGCUCGGACCUUAUGGCUGUGACAGUGCUAGCAUGACCAGUGUAAAGGGUAAGGAAGUGGCCAGGGAACCAAACCCAAAUGAAGACGAGAAGGCUACUACCCCACCAUCGACAGAGCCUUUCAAUGAGCCCAGUCGGAAAAAAGGGAACAUAACAGCUCCGCCGCUGGACCACCUUUCAGCCGUUCUUCGUGACCAUAAUGACACCAUCCUCCAAGGUUUUAUGCUUCCCGAUUCGCGUGCCAGAUACCUAACGCUCCUGCACAAAGCAGGCCUGCUAGGUCCAUCAGACGCGGGGCGCGCAAGCUACAUGACACUUUCGCAGGUCUGCUUUUGGAGCUACGCGAGCGACCUGGGAGGGAAGAGGAUGGAGAAGGAGGAAGAAAUUUUGAGAGAGUGUAGAGAACUUAGGGAGAAACUGAAAGAGGAGGAGGCGAGGCGAGAAGAAGGCAAGAAAGCGAUGGAAGAGAUGGGGAAGGAGGUGAUGAGGGCUGUGGAGAAGGAGAGGUGGGACGAUGGCAUGUGGACGGAGGCGUGGGAGACAUUCGGGAAAGACGACAAAUUUGUCGAUGCUGAGGAGGGUGGAGACAAAGAGAGUGAAAUCAAAGGGAAGAGGGAAGGGGAAGAUAUAAUUUCGGGGCCUGAAUCUAAACAAGAGCCCGGGGUUGAGGAGAACUCUUAAGGCAAGCGGAUCUAAUGUAGGCUAAGGAAGACAAAUAAUAAAUUGAAUCGCACUUUCUUUCAAGUGUGUACCUCUCAGGGUGCAACGAACAGCAAACAAACAAAGUAGAUACAUACAUAUUGAUAUAUAUAGGAUAGUCCAGGGAUGAUGCUUGGGAGAACAGUGACGAGAUAUAUAUGGUCAAGCGUCAAAGCGUCUCCGUGAUCAAAUUGUGGUUUUCAAAACUUCGUCCCAGGUCUUGGGCAAUGACGGCAGUGCACGUAGGAAAGCUUUGAACCACAACUCGUAAAAUUUGUCUCCCAGUGUCGUUAGAGAUUCAAUCAAGUUGUCUGAAUUGAGCUUUUUGACAAUUGCCGUAGCCUCUUUCAUGAGCGGUAUGAUUUCCGUGAAAAAGGGCACGAAAACCAUCAAAAUAGGGGAAAAAUCGUUAUCCAGGAAUGAUUCCUCCAGAUUCGUCACUACCCACGUUUUAUUCGUUUCGCUCGAGUCAGGAUCGUCUGCAGCCAGUAAUUUAUGAAGCCAUCGUCCCUCGUCAAUCGUUAAGCUUUUACGUUCGUGGCCAAUGUUCA